Fulvia fulva is the source of this 705-nucleotide messenger RNA. Its product is annotated as Alpha-acetolactate decarboxylase. NCBI's taxonomy places the organism in Eukaryota, Fungi, Ascomycota, Dothideomycetes, Mycosphaerellales, Mycosphaerellaceae. Gene Ontology annotation, biological process: acetoin biosynthetic process. Bases 1 to 705 code for a protein of 234 amino acids. The record is from RefSeq and is a predicted model, not a curated record. The transcript is spliced from 2 exons. Gene Ontology annotation, molecular function: acetolactate decarboxylase activity.
AUGGAAGACAACCACAUAUAUCAGUUCUCCCUCCUCAACGCUUUAAUGGACGGUGUCUGCGAAACCGGCAUCCCCGUUUCCAAACUCGCCACAAAAGGCAACCAAGGCCUCGGCACCUUCUCCCGCAUGAACGGCGAGCUCAUGUUCCUGGACGGUCACGUCUACCAGCUCCAAGCACAAGGCAACGUCCGCGAGGCAGACCCCUCAGACCAAAUCCCCUUCGCAGUCAGCACCCACUUCGUCCCCCAAAAGACAUCGCAAGUAGAGCUAAAGGACAAACCCGACGUCGGCAACGCCCUAAACAGUUUCAACGACCACGCCAAAAACUUGUUCAUGACGUAUCGCAUCAAUGGCACGUUUGAGUAUCUGAAGUGUAGAACUGUGAGGGGGCAGGAGUACAAGGGCCAGCCGUUGUCGGAGCUAAGUCAGAAGCAGAGCGUGGAGGAGUAUGAGAAUGUUGAGGGAACGAUUAUCGGCUUCAGAACACCGAAGAAUUGGCAGGGGUUUGGAGUCGCUGGGGAGCAUCUCCAUUUCAUUAAGAAGGAUCGGAAGGCAGGUGGGCAUGUUUUGGAGGUGAGGGCGAAGAAGGUGGAGAUGCAGAUGGCGGUGGCGAGUAAUGUGCAUGUCGAGUUGCCGACGAGUGAUGAUUUCAAUGCGGCGGAAUUGGUUACUGAUGAUGAGGGCGUGAAGAAGGCCGAAGGUUGA